GAGAAGGAGGAGGAGGAGGAGAAGGAGGAGUCUGGAGGGGAGGUUGCGUGCAGCUGGAGAUCUGCCUGCCCCCAACCCCCUGCUUUUCCCCUCCCCCACUACGCCCCUCCCUCCGUCUCCAGGGAUCCAGGAAAGAGGAAAAGAAAAGGAAGCACAACUGACAGAUGCAUUCAGGAAAAAGGUGUGCAGUGUGUAACUCCUGUGGACCCCUCACCUCCUAGACGCGGUCUCUGUUUUGUUCUCUGUCAAUAUAUAACACCCACAGUGUCUGUGUGUACAUAUGUAGUUAUUUCCAGCCCCUGGUGAUUUAGAUCUGCUCCCAGCUGGCUAUCCAGGACAAAGCUGGGAAGAAGCCUUCCCCUGCUCCUGGCCUAGGAAUCAUAAUGGAGACCUGAAAAGGAGUCAUAAUGGAAUGCCAGCUACUCAGGAUUCCAGGAUAACUUCCUGCUGUGACAUUCCAUAUAUCUCUGGGAGCUCACAGAUCUCACAUUCUGUGAUCUAAGGAUGUUUCCAGCCCUGACAUUCUAUAAUCUAUUAAAAUAAUUAUUGCACUGUGAGGAGAGUACGGCGGCUGGAGGUCUUGGUGGUGACAGAAGCGGGAAUACGAAUUGGCUGCGGGAGGAGACAUGGCCAACAUUGCGGUGCAGCGAAUCAAGCGAGAGUUCAAGGAGGUGCUGAAGAGCGAGGAGACAAACAAAAAUCAAAUUAAAGUAGAUCUUGUAGAUGAGAACUUUACAGAAUUAAGAGGAGAAAUAGCAGGACCACCAGAUACCCCAUAUGAAGGAGGAAGAUACCAACUCGAGAUAAAAAUACCAGAAACGUACCCAUUUAAUCCCCCUAAGGUGCGCUUCAUUACUAAGAUUUGGCACCCUAAUAUUAGUUCUGUCACAGGGGCCAUUUGUUUGGAUAUUCUGAAAGAUCAAUGGGCAGCAGCAAUGACUCUAAGGACAGUAUUGCUCUCAUUGCAAGCUUUAUUGGCAGCUGCAGAACCAGAUGAUCCACAAGAUGCAGUAGUAGCAAAUCAGUACAAACAGAAUCCAGAAAUGUUCCAAGAGACAGCUCAAUUUUGGGCACAUGUGUAUGCGGGAGCGCCACCUACUAGUCCAGAAUAUGCCAAAAAAAUAGAAAACCUGUGUGCUAUGGGAUUUGAUAGGAAUGCAGUAAUAGUGGCCUUGUCUUCAAAAUCAUGGGAUGUAGAGACUGCAGUAGAAUUGCUUCUGAGUAACUGAGGCAUAGAGAGAAAAAUCCUGUUGUAGUCCAGUCUGCCCCCUUUUUCAGGAGUAUCACCAUCUGUUAUUUUUAGAAUUCUGCAUAGAUUCUUUUAAAACUGGUGUUCUUGCCUCAUUAUGUCAGCAUGAUUGAAGACUGAAAAAAACAAACCCUGCUCUGUAAAUAAAGCUAAUUAAAUGUCUGUGUAACUUUUAAAAAAGAAUAAUUGUUGAAUAAUAGUUUAAAUAAUUAACAACUUUAGCACAAUUACAGGAUAUAAAAUAAACCCACAUGAAUCAUUUAUCUGUAUAUAACCAGCAAAACCCAGCAGCAAGAGAUGGUGGGGGGGGGUGGAGAAUUCCAUUUAAAAUAACUGUAGGUAUUAUAAAGUACUUGGGAGUAUACCUGCCAAGACAAACUCAGGAAGUAUAUGAACACAAAGUAUUUUUCACAGAAAUGACAUAAGAUCUAAGGAAUUGGAACAAUAUCAGUUGCUCUUGGAUAGGCUGAGCCAAUGUGAUAUUCUACCUAAGAUAAUUUAAUUAUUUUGUGCUUUGUCCAAUUAUCUUACCAAAAAUUAUUUUAUAGAACUAGAAAUAACUAACAAAAUAUUCUGGAAAAAAAUAAACAAAAGUUUAAGAACAUUAAAAGAAUUAAUGGUAAAACUUGAAAAGGAAGGCAGACUAUUAAUACCAGAUCUCAAACUGUAUUAUAAACUGGUAAUCAUCAAAACUUUCUGGUACUGUUUAAGAAAUAGAGUAGUGAAACAGUGGAAUAGAUUAGAUGCAAAAGACACAGUAGUAAAUGACCAUAGUAAUUCAGUGUUUGAUAAAUGACAAGAACUCCCUAUUGGACAAAAUCUUCUGGAAAACUAUAGAAGAAUCUGUGUAUAGGCCAAUACCUUGUAUACACUAUACCAAGAGAAGCUCAGAAUGGGUACAUGAUUGAGAUAAAAAAUUUGUUUAGAAGAGCAUGAUAUAAUUCUCUGGAAAAUCUCUGGACUAGGGAAGAAUUCAGGACCAAACAAGAGAUAAAGAGCAUUAUGAUACAUAAAAUGGAUUAUUUUGAUGAAAUUCAAUAAAAAGGUUUUUACACAAACAAAACCAAGCAGCCAUUAUUAGAAAGAAAGCAGAAAACUAGGAAACAGUUUUAUAGAACCACCUUAUUUCUCUUAUAGAGAACUAAGUCAAAUUUGUAAGAAAUCCAUCAAUUCUCCAGUGCAUAAUUGAUCAAAGGAUAAGGACAGGCUGUUUUCAGAUGAAGAAAUCAAAGUUAUGCUUAGUCAUAUGAAAAAUGCUCUAAAUCAUUAUUGAUUAGAGAAAUGCAAAUUCAAACAAUACUGAGGUACCCCCUCAAUAUCUAUUAUAUUAGCCAGUAUGAUAGAAAAGGAAAAUGAUAAAUGUUGGAGGGGAUGUAAGGAAAUUGGGACUCUGAUGAGUGCAUUAAAGCUGUGGGUGGAACUUUGAAUUCUUUGAACUUUUCUAGAGAGCAAUUUGGAACUAUGUCCAAAGGGUAAUAACACUGCAGACCCUAUGAUCAAACAAAACUACCAUUAGAUCUGUAUUCCAGAGAGAUCAGAAAAAGGCAAAAAGUAUUUCCCUGUACAAAAAAAAUAGUUACAAUAGUUCUUUUGAUGGUGGCAAAAAAUUGGACAUUGAGGGGAUACCAAUGUGUUGGGGAGUGGCUGAACAAGUUGGUAUAUACAGUGUAAUGGAAUAUAGAUGUGUUGUGUGUAAAAAAAAAAAAAAAGGAGCAGGUCAGAUUUUAGAAAACCUUGGAAAGAUUUAUAUGAACUGGUGAAAAUAGAAGUAAGCAGAGCCAAUAAAAUUUGAUGAACACUCACAGCAGCAUUGUAAGUUAAUCAGCAGUGAAUGACUGAAUUCUUCUCAGCAACAAAAUGGUCUAAGACACAAAUGUAUUAUGAAAAAAAAUGCUAUCCAUAUCCAGAAAAAGAACUGAUAGAUUCUGAGUACAGAAUACAGUGCACUGUUUUCAUAGUUUUUGUUUUUUGUUUUUUGGGGGGUUUUUUGGUCAGAGAAGGGGAGAAAAAGAGGGGGAGGUUAUUUUGUUCUGUUUCUUCUUAAACAACAUGACUAAUGUUGGAAUAUGUUUUAUGUGAUUGCACAAAUAAAGCCUGUAUCAAAUUACUUACAAUCUUAUAGAAGGGAAAAGGGAAGAGGGGGAGAAAAUUCAGAACUCCAUAUUUUUAAAUGUAUGUUAUAUGUAUCUUUCUAUUUAUUUAAAAAUUAAAAUAUUAUUUAAAAAUA
Messenger RNA from Antechinus flavipes (yellow-footed antechinus), 3476 nucleotides. RefSeq names its product ubiquitin-conjugating enzyme E2 K-like. Gene Ontology annotation, biological process: protein polyubiquitination; proteasome-mediated ubiquitin-dependent protein catabolic process. Gene Ontology annotation, cellular component: nucleus. The transcript has 5 exons. The record is from RefSeq and is a predicted model, not a curated record. Lineage: Eukaryota; Metazoa; Chordata; Mammalia; Dasyuromorphia; Dasyuridae. The coding region runs from base 627 to 1229 and encodes 200 amino acids. Gene Ontology annotation, molecular function: ubiquitin conjugating enzyme activity; protein binding.